GGUGUCAGUUUCAGUCCGGAACCAACAGCAGCCGCGCCUACGUGGCCACCGGAAGUGGGGCUGGCGCAGGGCCGCCAUGUUGCAGCAGGACAGUAAUGAUGACACUGAAGAUGUUUCACUGUUUGAUGCUGAAGAAGAGAUAACUAAUAGACCAAAAAAAUCCAAAAUCAGACAUCCAGUGGCAUCAUUUUUCCAUUUAUUCUUUCGAGUCAGUGCAAUCAUAGUCUAUCUUCUGUGUGAAUUGCUCAGCAGCAGCUUUAUUGCCUGUAUGGUGACGAUUAUCUUGUUAUUGUCAUGUGACUUUUGGGCAGUGAAGAACGUCACAGGUAGACUAAUGGUUGGUCUACGUUGGUGGAAUCAUAUUGAUGAAGAUGGAAAGAGCCAUUGGGUGUUUGAAUCCAGGAAGACAUCCCCUCAAGAGAAUAAAACUGUUUCAGAGGCUGAAUCAAGAAUCUUCUGGUUAGGACUUAUUGCCUGUCCAGUGCUGUGGGUGGUUUUUGCCUUUAGUGCUCUCUUCUCCUUCAGAGUAAAGUGGUUGGCGGUGGUUAUCAUGGGUGUUGUGCUACAAGGUGCCAACCUGUAUGGUUACAUCAGGUGUAAAGUGGGCAGCAGGAAGAAUUUAACCAGUAUGGCUACCUCGUAUCUUGGAAAGCAGUUUUUAAGACAAAAUACUGGAGAUGAUCAGAAUUCCUAAAUAGAAAACUUAUAUGUUUUUAUCACAUUGGGAAACAACCUUUGAGAUUCUUGACUGAAUCUUUUAGAGCUCAGUCCUUGUUGCAAAGAGGAGUGUCGGUUUUUUUUUUCCCCACUUAAAAACUUUAUAAAGAGGAAAAGUCAUUAAGUUUUUGUUUUCUUUCUAGCAGGUGGGACUAGAGAGUAUGGUGUCACUAGAAACAUUCUCACAAUUUGUUUCAUGGUGUACACAUGUCCGCACAUGCUCAUGUGACACCAGUAUAGCCCACAUUAAUCAAAGUGUGUGUAUUCACUUACACACGUUCUAGAGACCUUUGCAUUUUUAUCCAUAGAACAUAGGAGGAUGUUUUUAGUUUAUCUUAAAGUGCUUUGUGUUUAUAUAUUAUUUCUUGUAGAUUAUUUUCAGAAGUAACUUUUGCUUCUAUGGUAAGAGUGAACACUUUGACCUUAUGUGUUGGAAAUAAUUGUUAUUUUAAAAUAUGUACUUCAUGGUGAAAUUUCUUAUACAUAAGCAGGCACGUGGAAAACCACUUUUGGGCCAGUGGUAUUAACUAGUUUCUGAAAUUUUGUUUAUUUUUCUUUGUAACAAGUAAUUUACUCAAGGCCCAAUUAAUAAAAAUGGAAUCCUAAUAGUUUAUGUUUAUGG
Messenger RNA from Tupaia belangeri chinensis (Chinese tree shrew), 1339 nucleotides. It is a transcript of the gene TVP23C, whose product is annotated as trans-golgi network vesicle protein 23 homolog C. NCBI's taxonomy places the organism in Eukaryota, Metazoa, Chordata, Mammalia, Scandentia, Tupaiidae. Gene Ontology annotation, biological process: vesicle-mediated transport; protein secretion. The transcript is spliced from 7 exons. Gene Ontology annotation, cellular component: Golgi membrane. The record is from RefSeq and is a predicted model, not a curated record. Bases 77 to 694 code for a protein of 205 amino acids.